AUGAAGUGGACUAUUCUCGGGCUGUUAGUCCACUUUGUGGCCGCCCAGGGGACUGGCAACCCAGCGGUACCCUACAAGGAACGUGUUGAGUCUUACUGGUCUGCCAGUGCCCGGUUGAAUCCGUGGUGUUUUGUCCAACCACAGACUGUAGGCGAGGUCUCGCUUGCCUUGACAACGCUCGCAGCUGCUGGCCAAGGUGCUGGUGAUUGGCACAUUGCCAUCCGCGGCGGGGGACACAGUUUUCCCCCGGGCGUCAACAACAUUGAAAAUGGCGUUACUAUCGACAUGGGCUUAUUCAAUCAGACCACUUACAAUGCCGGCAGCGGCCUUGCCUCGGUCGGGCCCGGCGGUCACUGGACAGGAGCGUACACUGAGCUCGCAAGGAGCAAUGUAACAGUUGUAGGCGGUCGGGAAGGUCAGGUCGGCAUUGGUGGCUUUCUUCUCGGUGGCGGCAAUUCUUAUUACACAUUCCGUCAGGGUUUUGGGUGUGACAACGUCGUCAACUUUGAGGUUGUAUUGGCCGACGGCAGUCUCGUUAACGCCAAUUCCACCUCUCAUCACGAUCUGUAUAGAGCGCUGAAAGGAGGCAGCAGCAACUUUGGCAUUGUCACGCGUUUCGACCUAAACACAUUGCCUAAUACUCCAUUGUGGGGCGGUAUACGGACGUACGAUUAUAACUUAUAUGCCGACGUCGCUCUGGAAAGCAUUGCUGAUUUCGCUAACGCCGAUGAAUCCCAAGGCGACAACGCCCUCAUUGUGCUGAUUGUGACCAGUGGUGACACUACUAUUUCCCUCCUCACUAAUCAAAUCAACACACAAGGCGUGACAGACGCACCCAGCUUCGCAAAGCUGUCUUCACUGCCUGCUUUGACAGACUCUAUGCAAAUAGCGACCGUGGGUGAGCUGACGGGGUCUGGAGGAACACCUGCUGGAUUACGGAAUGUGUGGUUCACGUCCACAUUUGGUGCUGAUACCGACCUGCUCAGAACUGUCAAGGGACUCUACGAAGAUUUCCUUGCGGACUUGUGGACCUUACUGCCCGCCGACACCUUCGAAACCCAAAUAGUCUUUCAACCUAUUCCUUCAUACUUAGCACAAGCCGGCGAGAGGAAAGGCGGCAAUGUUCUCGGCCUCGAUUCUUCGUUGAAGAAGAACGCCGUCCUCUUCCUGCUCACCUUGAAAACGAAAACAGCGGCGGACGAGGCAGUCAUACACGCACGAGGUGGUGUAUUCUUUGCCAAGGUCGGCGAGGCCGUGAAGGCUUCGGGAAACAGUCUCCCUUUUGUCUAUCUUAACUACGCCAACCCCAGUCAAGACCCAUUAGGUAGUUACGGUGCCGAAAACAUCGAGCUCAUCCGGGAAGUCUCUGCAAAAUAUGACCCGCAGGGCUUCUUUCAGCGACGAGUACCAGGAGGGUUUAAGAUCUCUCGUGUAGCUUGA
Molecule: messenger RNA, 1440 nt
Organism: Diaporthe amygdali
Lineage: Eukaryota; Fungi; Ascomycota; Sordariomycetes; Diaporthales; Diaporthaceae
Product: FAD binding domain-containing protein
Exons: 4
Coding region: 1-1440 (479 amino acids)
Molecular function (GO): FAD binding
Source: RefSeq, a predicted model, not a curated record